UGGGAUCUGAUCGGAGGUGUUGGGGCCGUUAACAUCAACGACGUCGUUUUCUACCAACAACUCUGCAAUCUGCAAAGGAAAAUCGAGCUCUUUGAAUCCACCGCUCAAAUCGAUUUCCGCUCUUCCUAUUUUGCUCGAUGAUGAGAUGAAAAUCCUGCGAACUCGCGGCAUUCUUCGGAUGUUAAAUCGCCGGUUUUAAAUGGGAUUUCGCCGUCGCUCGGACUGCCUUUUACAUCUCCUGAUUUUUGCGUACUGCGUUCUUGUUCCUGAUUAUUUUCCCUUCGCGUAUGGGCAAUCCAAUGGCACCACUGUCACUCCCAUCAAUCGCGAUCUCUACCACACCAGGGGGGCCUUGCUUGAGGAAAUUGAAUCAUUAGUUGAUCGUCACCCAGAUAAAUUCACGAUUGAUAAAAUUUCUAGUAAGAACAAAGGCUAUGAGGCACAGAUAAGAGUAGUUAAUUAUUGCCGGAAUCAGAAACACAAUGAUGAAGGGGCUAAACUUCGGAUUCUAUUUAGUUUUGGACAGCAUGCUAGGGAGCUUAUUACGACUGAGUUGGCUCUGCGGCUUCUUUCUAUUCUAAGCGAAGAGGAGUUUUUACCUAAUGCUGAUCGCGGAACUUUAAAUAAGACACUUGAUAGGGUUAUUAUAAAGGUCGUACCAAUUGAAAACUUAAAUGGCCGCAAGCUUGUUGAAGAUGGAGACCUCUGUGAGAGAAGAAAUGGAAGAGGAGUUGAUCUUAAUCGGAACUGGAGUGUUGAUUGGGGCAAAAAGGAGAAGGAUUAUGAUCCGUAUGAAGAAAAUCCUGGACCAGCUCCAUUCAGUGAGCCAGAGUCCCAAAUUAUGCGGAAGUUGGCUGUAUCAUUUGAACCACAUAUAUGGGUUAAUGUGCACUCAGGGAUGGAGGCUUUAUUUAUGCCAUACGAUCACAAAAACACAACCCCAGUUGGAAUGCCAUCUCAGAUAAUGAAAUCAAUGCUUCAUGACUUGAAUCAUUUUUACCUCAAAGACCACUGCUUAGUUGGAUCUGGCGGAGGCUCUGUUGGGUACCUGGCUCAUGGGACAGCUACAGAUUAUAUGUAUGAUGUCGCCCGGGUGCCCAUGGCUUUUACCUUUGAGAUAUACGGAGAUCCUAACGCCUCCUCAAAAGACUGCUUUAAAAUGUUCAAUCCUGUAGACAUCAGCUCCUUCAAUAGAGUUCUGAACAGCUGGUCAGCUGCAUUCUUCCACAUGUUCAGCGUAGGCGUGCAUCAUUUGGACGGGCUUCAGUCGAAGGCAAUGGCAUCAAGUUUUGACAAUUGGGUGUCGAUAGACGACUAUCUCAACGGAUAUCUAAUGCAGAGGAAGAGCAGGUAUGGGAAGAAAAUCGAGGUUCUCGACCUCGGGUUGCAAGAAAUUCGAACAUAUUUCAGGCUAUUCUUGCUGUCCUCUGUGCUCUUGCUGUUCAUGUUUUGCUCCAGAAUUUCAAAGAGCACCCGGCCUCUUGUUUCCGCCAUGACUCUUUAACCUCGAAACUAUAUUGCUGAUCCAAUGAAAUUAGAUUCCUCAUAUUGUAUUUAUCUAUUUUUACAUCUCCAGGAGAUGAGAUGAGAUGAGAUGAAAUGAGAUGAGUAGCAUUUUUCACUCGCCAUGUAUAUUAAUUAUUUCCCUUAAAUCA
Molecule: messenger RNA, 1655 nt
Organism: Andrographis paniculata
Lineage: Eukaryota; Viridiplantae; Streptophyta; Magnoliopsida; Lamiales; Acanthaceae
Product: metallocarboxypeptidase A-like protein MCYG_01475
Exons: 11
Coding region: 200-1504 (434 amino acids)
Biological process (GO): proteolysis
Molecular function (GO): zinc ion binding; metallocarboxypeptidase activity
Source: RefSeq, a predicted model, not a curated record